AUGCUGUCGCACGGUCAGAUCGCCGGGCGACGGUUGCUGGGGCUUGUGGGGCGGGCCGCGCCAGCGCCUCGGGCCUUCUCCGCGGCGGAGGAGGUGCAGCUGCGUCCAUGGCCGGCCGAGGUCCGUGCGUCGAGCGAGGCUCUCUGGCGAAAGCUGCAGGCCGGCGGCGUUUCGGUGACGCCGGACUUCAUUAGCGAGGAAGAGGAGGCGUUGCUGGCUCGGGAGCUGGAACCGCAGCUGCGCCGACACCGCUAUCAAGACGAACACUGGGACGGGGCUAUUCAUAAGUAUCGGGAGACAGAAAAAUCAUACUGGAGCAAAGAAUGUAAUGAGAUCUUACAACGAGUCCGGAAUGCUGCUUUUCCUCCCGGAGUGCCACAGCUCGCUCAAGUCCAUGUUCUGGAUUUGGAUAAAAGUGGCUAUAUAAAGCCUCAUGUAGACAGUGUCAAGUUCUGUGGCUGCAGCAUUGCAGGCCUGUCCCUCCUGUCCACAAGUGUAAUGCACCUGGUUAGUGAACAGAAUCCACAGGACUGGCUGGACCUUCUGCUGGAGCGCCGAUCUCUCUACAUUCUUAGAGGGCCUGCUCGUUAUGAAUUCACUCAUGAAAUUCUUAAAGAUGAGGAGUCCUUUUUUGAUGGAAGGAAGGUCGCCAGGGAGCGAAGGAUCUCUGUCAUCUGUCGAAACCUGCCCUUACCAGAAGAAUCAUCCUAGAACUGCCAGGGGUGGAGUACAUGACAUGGCAGCAGAGUCAGGUUAAGUAUUUUCUGAGUGUUUGACAUGCUGAGGCCAAAAAGUUCACCAUUACUGAUGUACCUGAUAAUGCUGACAUCUGCAAUAUCUUGAGGGCACACUAAAAAAAAUAAUGUCCUUUGUAAUGUUACACCAAUUUGAAGUCAUACACUGUCCUCCAUUUCUUCUCCAGAUAUUCCGGUUGCAGUUCAGGUGCUGUCUUUCAUUUGUGGCAGUGAAACAUCUUUGCCUAAUCCUGCCCACAAAUAGUGGGUUUCACAUUUUGGAACUCUUGAGUUUUUGUCAAACAUACUUUAUUCUGAAACAGUUAAAUCUUUAAAAAAACAUGAAUCCUUGAAUGGAAAUUCCUGGAGUUGAUUAUGCCCAGACCUGCUGUGUUGAAAUGCCUUUGAAAGGAGUUGGGGUAUGUGUGGAGGAAAGAAAGGCUACUCCAUAAAUUAUGCAUAUAUGGAACAUGCUGAACUGACUUUCUUGGCCCUAGCUUUAGAGAUACAGCUUUGUGAGAUAUCCUGAAAGAGGAACUCCCUUUUCAUGCAUAGAUGGUUGGUAAAGAGAUGGAUCUAGGCCUUCCUCUUGAGAGAAUUUGAAGAUAGUGAUGAUUUUUGCUUCUGAUUGGAGAACAUAUACUUCCCGGUGUGCACAUGAUGGGACACUGAACUGGACAAUGAAGCGCAGCCACAUGGUUUGAAAGGAAAAUGUAUCCAGUUGUUAAAUAAGUUGCAGAGCAAUUGUGAUGUUCCUUGAUUUUUGUACAGUUAUAAGACCAUUGAAAAAUAUAACUUUCAAAUGCCUUAGAUUCCAACAGAAACUUGCGUUCUGAUGCACCAUCUUUUAGUACUAGAUACCAGGAACAUAGAAGAAAGAAAUAUGGGUGACUUUUUUGGUUAAAAAUAUGUUGGUCUGAUACAGUCCAACAGAAACCAUUCUACACACUUUUGAAAUAAUUAAAUUAGAUAACCUGCUAUAAAAACACUUUCUCUGUAAAGUUUCCGAUCUCUUCCAAAUACUGUUCAAAAUGCAUUCCCAGACAUUAUUUUUCAAAUUUAAUUUUCUCCCAUAUUUUCCUUUUUAGCUUCCUUCCAAUAUCUUCUCCCAAAGAUUUUUUUCCCUUUUACUUCCAGUCACUUCUCAUUUUUUGUUUCAUGGUUGAGGCAUGUUGGCCUUCAGUGUUGUCUGCUUGUAUAAAGUCUCUGUUCUCUCACCAUUAACAUAAAAAAGCAGGAUGUGGGAAGAAAAAUUCAAGAUAGAAUAGAAAUUGUCUAGAACCUACCUA
This is a messenger RNA of Pseudonaja textilis, 2023 nucleotides long. The record is from RefSeq and is a predicted model, not a curated record. Lineage: Eukaryota; Metazoa; Chordata; Lepidosauria; Squamata; Elapidae.